Wickerhamiella sorbophila is the source of this 918-nucleotide messenger RNA. Its product is annotated as CTD kinase subunit beta. Gene Ontology annotation, cellular component: nucleus; cyclin/CDK positive transcription elongation factor complex. Bases 1 to 918 code for a protein of 305 amino acids. Gene Ontology annotation, molecular function: cyclin-dependent protein serine/threonine kinase activator activity. Gene Ontology annotation, biological process: regulation of transcription by RNA polymerase II; positive regulation of DNA-templated transcription, elongation. NCBI's taxonomy places the organism in Eukaryota, Fungi, Ascomycota, Dipodascomycetes, Dipodascales, Trichomonascaceae. The record is from RefSeq and is a predicted model, not a curated record. The transcript has a single exon.
AUGCAGCCCUCGAUCAUCAAAGUGUCCCGGCCGUACUUGGCUAGCGGACAAAUAGAAUUGCUGCAGCAUCAGACGGGCAUGGCUGGUCCAGAGGGCAACCAAAAGAAGAUGCAAGGGUUCCGUCUUGCUCGAGGGAUCUGCCGCCAGCUGCAUUUCCCUAUAAACACGUUCGCUACCGCCAUGGUUCUAUUCCAUCGCACUACGCUUUUCAACCCCACUAAAGACCUGAGUUUGGUAGUGCUGGUUUGCUCGUGUAUCUUGUUAGCGACGAAAAUCGAAGACACGCCGAAAAAGUGCCGAGAUAUUGUAGCCUCAGCCUUCAAAUAUCGAAACCACGCUGCCUCGACCAAGGAAAUCGAUGACCUGCGACUAACCGUGCUCAAUUUCGAGCAGAGAGUGCUGCAGACCGACGUUUUCGACUUUCGGUUUUCUCAGGCCCAUCAAUAUGUUAUCAAAAUCGCCCACACUCUCAAGCUGGCCAAAAAAACUGCCUCAAUGGCAUGGACCAUCGCUACUGAUAUGUACGCCUGCGAAGUCGCCCUCAAACGUCCAGCGCACACGACUGCGUUCGCCUGUAUCGUGCUUGCUGCAAAGCUGCUGGACGAAAAGAUCUUCCCGCUGAACAGUGCGACCUACAAAUCCAGCCGAACCGCCGUCAACGAGUGCCUGAGUGAUCUGUUGAAAUUCUACAAAGCAAACUACCACGAAACACUCUUGAGCGCACUGGAGAUAGACGCCAGGCUAUUUGAUAAAAUCUACGAGCCCAUUCGACGUGAACAGGAAUCGCAAACCACCUCGUUCCCGCAACAGAGCUACUUUGGCCUGGCAAUCCGAGACUGGUCAGUUUCGGAAACUGGAACAGCCCGCUAUAUUCUCAACUGGGGGAUCAAAAACGUUGGUGACGAGCUCAUCAGCUAA